Molecule: messenger RNA, 1418 nt
Organism: Paramecium primaurelia
Lineage: Eukaryota; Ciliophora; Oligohymenophorea; Peniculida; Parameciidae
Source: the annotation of a GenBank genome assembly
AACUUGUUUAAUGCAGGACGGUCAGAAACUUCAGAAAUUGUCUUCUCUUCCCAAAAAUUUUUCAGAUUGGCAAGUUGGAGAUGAUUAUGAAAUUAUAAAACAAAUAGGUUCUGGAUCAUAUGGUCAAGUAGUAGAAGCUUUACAGAAAUCAACUAACAAAAAGGUGGCAAUCAAAAGGUUUUAAAAGUUUUGAUUAUCAAGAUUAACAGGAAUAUUUGAUGAUGAGAUUGAUUGUAAAAGAAUUCUAAGAGAAAUCACUAUUCUAAGAGAAUUAAAACAUCAAAACCUGAUUUAGAUUAUUGAAAUCUUAGAGCCAACUGAUCUCAAAUUUGAUACCAUUUAUGUUGUAAUGGAAUAUGCACAAGUAAUUUAUAUUAUUUUAGAAAAGAGUGACUUAAAAAAAUUAUUCAAAUCACCAAUACAUUUGUAGUUUUUACAUAUUUAAACUAUAAUUUACAAUAUAUGUGUUGGUCUUAAAUAUUUACAUUCAGCCAAAGUAUUACAUAGAGAUCUGAAACCAGCUAAUGUACUUUUGAAUGAAGAUUGUACUGUUAAAAUAUGUGAUUUUGGAUUGGCUAGAAGUGUGCAAGGUAUAAAAUUUAUUAUUCUAGGAAUUGAUGUUUCUGAUCAAGCAUUAGAAGAAGAAAUGGCAAGAUAAUAAGAAGAACCAAAAAAGAAAGAUGAUAAGAAAGGUCCUAGAAUGCUUUAAAAAUAAAAUAAAUUGAAUGCAAAAGCCGUUAAGCGAGAAUUAACAGGUCAUGUUGUAACACGUUGGUACAGAGCCCCUGAAGUGAUUUUAUUAGAGAAAGAUUAUACUGCAGCUAUAGAUGUUUGGUCUGUAGGUUGUAUCUUUGCAGAAUUAUUAAACAUGAUGAAAGAGAAUGCACCAACAUUUCUUGAUAGAGCUCCUCUAUUUCCAGGAACAAGUUGUUUUCCUUUGAGUCCAGAAAGAAGUGCAAUUGCUAAAAAAGGUGGAUUUCCAUAUUCUAAUACUGAUUAAUUAACAGUAAUUUUUUCUGUUUUAGGCACUCCAGGAGAAAAGUUAUAUUUUAUUUAAAUAAUUUAUAGGGAUAUGGACUUUGUAACUGAUAAAAAAGCUAUAGAAUAUUUGAAGAGUUUCCCCAAGAAACCUAAAGUGGCCUUUGUUGAUAUUUUUCCUGGUGCUCCUCCUGAAGCAUUGGAUUUUUUAGAUAAAUGUCUAUAAUUUAGUCCAAAAUUGAGAAUUACUCUUGAUUAAGCUAUUGAGCAUCCAAUGCUUUAAAAAGUAAGAGAUAAAAAGAAGGAAAUAGUUGCACCAGGUAUAAAUAACAUUUUAAUAAAUAGGACCAAUUAUCUUAGAUUUUGAAUAAGAAGGAGAAUUGCAAAUUCCAAGAUUGAGAGAAUUAUUCUUAAGGGAAAUUUCAAAAUAUAAACGUUGA